Molecule: messenger RNA, 439 nt
Organism: Drosophila bipectinata
Lineage: Eukaryota; Metazoa; Arthropoda; Insecta; Diptera; Drosophilidae
Source: RefSeq, a predicted model, not a curated record
CUAACUGAUCAUUCGAUUCGUGAGCUUCCGAGAGAGUAGAACUAGAGUUAGUAUGAAAGUGUUUCUCACAUUCUUUCUGGUCCUCUUGGCUUUAAGCCAAGCUAGUGGAAGGUGUCCAGAAGACUGCCCAGACACAGAAGACGUUGUGUGGGCCCGUGAUCGUUUCUGCAAUGCCUACAGAAAUAAAUGUUAUUUCGACAAGGCCAAGUGUCAAAAUCCAGGAUUGAAAAUUACAUCAAAAAUCGAAUGCCAAAAAUAUUGCGGAACCAUUUGUGGAGACGUUUAUAAACCGUCAGGAGGAAUUUAUAAUGGAGUAAUUAGAAAUUUUGGAAACGAAUGUGAAAAGCUCGCCCAUACCUGUUUAACAGGAGAAAAAAAGCUUCCAGAUACCGAAGACGUUGACUGGGCUAUUAAUAGAUCAUUGAUCUCGGAAAACUGA